AUGAAUCUGUAUACUUUUUCUGGACAUGUUAUCGAAUUGUGGAAUCAAUGGGAGCUUCGCAUCAUGAUUUUGCUAAGUCUCUCGCUGCAAAUUUUCCUCACCGUCACUGGCAGUCGACGAAAGUAUACCGCCGGAAUCUGGUUCGGGAUGUUUGUUUGGCUAGCAUAUUUGUCGGCAGAUUGGUUGGCGACUAUUACUUUGGGUAUUCUUGCUCGUAGCCUAGGGGGUUCAGAAUCCGAAGGUACCACUUCCAGCGCAACCUCCAUCCCAGCAUUUUGGGCACCGAUGCUCCUUGUACACCUUGGUGGCCCUGACGCUAUUACUGCCUACUCAAUCGAGGACAACGAAUUGUGGUCGAGGCACUUGCUUCAGCUAUUAACCCAGCUUAUGGUGGCCUUUUAUGCGUCGUUUAGGUCAUGGUGGAGCAAUGAUCCGCUCAUAUAUAUAGUCAUUCCAAUCUUUGUUUCUGGAGUUAUCAAAUAUGGAGAGAGGGUUUGGGUCCUUUGGUUAGCAAGCUCCAACAAGUUUAGGUAUUCCCCAAACACAGAAAGUUUGUAUCUGCUAGUGGAAGGCAAUGAUGAAAUACCAGAGGCCAGAUAUAUCCAAGAAGCUCAUUCCUUGUUCCAAACUUUGAAGUUACAAUUUGCUGAUUACCCUGUUACAUAUGCUGCUCAUCGGAAGAGCGACGCUUUGUUGAGGAGCAAGACAGGCCCUGAAGCAUUCAAAUUGGUAGAAAUUGAGUUGGGGUUCAUGUUCGAUUUACUUUUCACCAAGGUGAUAACAACAGUUCGUUGGCGACUACGCAUCAUUCUCCGCUGCAUCAACUUUCUGUCCUCUGUUUCUGCAUUAGUAGCAUUCUCAUCAAUGACCAGAAACUCCCAUACCUAUACUAAAAUUGAUAUUAUUAUAUCAUACUUGUUGCUGAUCGGAGCUAUUGUUCUGGAGAUUUACUCGGCCAUUUUAAUGCUUUUCUCUGAUUGGGCUAUGCUUUGGCUUAGCAAGCGAAGGGUUUGGUGGUCUCGAAGUGUUUGUUCUUCUCGGUUGCUAUCGUUUCUUAGAAGUAACAGAAGGUGGAAAGCAUCCACGGCACAGUCCGUUAUAGAAGAACAUCGAGUGAGUCUAUGUAAAUACAUCUCAAAACUCUUUAGAACUGGCCACAUUCAGAGCUGGGAGGAUGUUGGUGAUGAUUUAAAGGAAUUUAUUUUCAAAAGUCUAUUGGUUAAGAGUUCAGGAUGCAGUUUCGAAGAUGAUCUGAUUACGAUAUUGGCAGCGAGAGGUGGCCGCGCACUCGAAAGUUAUGAUUGCGAUAGAGAACUUGGCUGGUCUGUCGAAGAAAAAGACUUUCAUGAAAGCUUCCUCAUGUGGCACAUGGCUGUUAAUACUUGUUUCGAACAGGAUUCUUCAAUUCGUUGUAAAAUAAGCAUAACUUUAUCUCGUUACAUGAUGUAUCUAUGGAAGGAUUUGCCGUUUAUGCUACCUAAACAGUUGGGAGAACCAAAGUAUAAGCAAGCCGUUUCCGAUGGAUAUGUGAAGGAAGGUGUUGGCAAGCUCAUAGCUUCAUUCAAGGGGCUGGAGACAGAGGAUGGUUGGUCAGUUGAACGGAAAUGGGAAAUAAUAAGUGAAGUGUUGGUUGAGAUGCUAUUUUAUGCUGCGAGUCAAUGUGGAUGGAAAGAGCAUGCAAAAGCACUUAGUCAAGGAGGAGAGCUAAUUACUUUUGUGGCCGUUCUUAUGUCUCAUCUUGGUAUCCAUCGGCAGUGCUGGUUGCUGAAGACUGUGAAGACGAUGAUCAACGCCGGUUCUCGUCUCUGCGCUUUCGUCCGAUGGGCUGAGUUUGCAUCUCCUUUGCUCCUGGUUUUAGAUUAUGUCACCUUCAGUUCUGAGAUGAAGGGACAAAGACGAUGCCUCCUCUGUUUCUUUGAGAAGAAACAGAGGAAUGCAACCAGAGAAUACCAACCAUUUGAAACGGCUUCAAAGCCAUUACUGCCAGAAACGGCUCUUGAGGAAGAAGGCGAAGAAGGCGAUGAGCAGCUUCUCAAAAUGGUGCCGUCUGUGCGAUGGGAAUGA
Messenger RNA from Populus nigra (black poplar), 2064 nucleotides. RefSeq lists its product as uncharacterized. The record is from RefSeq and is a predicted model, not a curated record. The transcript has 4 exons. Lineage: Eukaryota; Viridiplantae; Streptophyta; Magnoliopsida; Malpighiales; Salicaceae. The coding region runs from base 1 to 2064 and encodes 687 amino acids.